AAGACUCCACACUACAACGCGAGUAAAUCCGAGAUCCAACAAAUGUAAAAUAAUAAUGAAUAAACGUUUUGCUUUACGCGUGUUAGUAAAUUGAUAGUGGCAGUUUAUUACCUUGUUUUAUAUUUCCCUAGUUCAAUUGUCGUUUUUUGGAGAAACCAGUACUACGCGACCUUAAACUGCCGAGAAGUUUUGUUACAGUAAAAAUCCCCUCGCACCAUUUUAUUUUUGAAUGAGCAGCAGAAGGACCAGACAGAAAAGUAAUGUCGGGUCCUAAAGGUACCAGGGAAACUGGCAGAGACAGCACCGCGGAGGGGGAGGCUGAAAUGUCCGCGACCCCGGAGCAUGGCGAAGUCCCCGAGCAGACAAAGCAGCGCGACCGACAUUUAACGCUCGGGACGCAGGAGGGUCUGAACGCCAGCGCUAAGUGCAGUGUGGGAAAGACGGAACACUAUGAUGUCAGGCCCUGCGAUGUGAGCCAUGCCUUACAGGACCAUAGGCGCACAACCUCUGAUGACCCAGUGCAUCAUGUGACCAGCAGCAAGAGAACAGUGGGCUUCAUCAGUGGGUGCAGGACAGAGGAAUAUGCAGCUUUGCUAGCAAGGAACAGGGAUCUGGAAGCUCUCCAGCAGGAGGCUGUAGAAUGCAGGAAGAGGAAGCCUACUGUCAGGCAGCAGGCUGAGGAAGAGGCUUUCAGACGCUACAUGAAGAUCGUCUGCAAUGAUCCACUUUGCCCAGAGACAGUGCUGGUCCCUCCAGGGUGGGUCACUGGCAGCCUACCCCUGACCCCACCAACCACAAGAAAGAGCAAGAAAGUGAAGGAUGGAACUGCAGAGGAAAGUGUCACGACGCUGCCUUCCUACCUGCAGUUUAACCUGCAUUCAUCUCAGCUGCAUACAUCUCCGUCCUCUUAG
Molecule: messenger RNA, 911 nt
Organism: Brienomyrus brachyistius
Lineage: Eukaryota; Metazoa; Chordata; Actinopteri; Osteoglossiformes; Mormyridae
Exons: 4
Coding region: 261-911 (216 amino acids)
Source: RefSeq, a predicted model, not a curated record